AUGGGUACUGGCAGUCAAGUCCGAUUGCUGCUGUGGAAGAACUGGACCCUUCGCAAGAGACAGAAGAUGCGGUUCUUCAUGGAGAUUAUGUGGCCAGUGGUUCUGUUCAUUGGACUAGUGUGGCUGAGGACAGCUAACCCUUUAUACCGUCAACAUGAGUGUCACUUUCCCAACAAGGCCAUGCCCUCGACUGGCAUCCUUCCAUGGAUCCAGGGAAUCUUCUGCAAUGCCAACAACCCAUGCUUCCAGUACACCACCAGGGGAGAGGGCCCCGGGCUCGUCUCCAACUACAACGAUUCCAUACUGGCUCGGUUCUACUUGGACACCCAGGAGCUUCUUCUGAGUGACCCAGAGUUCCUGCAGCUGGGUCGGCUCUGGAGGGAACUGUUCACCAUGAGCACCUUCAUGGACACCCUGCGGACCAGCCCAGAACAGGUCUCAGGUCGAGGGCUGAAGGUAGAGGACAUUCUGAAGGAUGAUGAAACCCUGACGUCCUUUCUCCUAAGGGAUGUUCCUCUGUCAGAGUUUGUGGUCAAUGAGCUGGUCAAUGCCCAGAUCAGGCCUGAGCAGUUUGUGUUUGGCGUCCCUGACCUCCACCUGAAGGACAUUGCCUGCAGUCAGACCCUGCUGGAGCAGUUCAUCAUCUUCCCCAGCCGCAGGGGGCUGUACAGGGUGCACAGCAGCAUUUGUGCCCUCACACCACAGAGACUACAGACCAUAGAGGACAGGCUCUACGCCAACGUGGACUUCUUUAAACUCUUCCGUCAGCUUCCCAGGGUGUUGGAUAACCACUCCAACGGUGUCGACCUACACUUCUGGGCCAGAGUACUCUCUGCCACCUCCGAAAAGCUGCGAGAGUUGUCAGAGAGGAACAGUUCCAAAGCGCUGGUGGAGGUGAUGUCCCCCCUGCUCCAGUCCCAGGGGGGCUCUCCCCCAUCUUUCAGCCAGCUGAUGGGGGCUGUGUCCAGCCUGGUGUGUGGCUACAUGGAGGGGGCCUUCUCUCGGGUGGCCUCCUUCAACUGGUAUGAGGACAACAACUACAAGGCCUUCAUGGGGAUCAACGAUAGCACCCGGGGAGGACAGGGACAGUACACCUACGACCACACCGCCACUCCGUUCUGUAAUGAUCUGAUGAAGGAGCUAGAGUCCAAUCCCAUCACCAGGAUCAUGUGGAGCUCUGUCAAGCCCAUGCUGAUGGGGAAGAUCCUCUACGCACCCGACUCCCCAGCCGUCAGAAAGAUCAUCAGAAACGCCAACACCACAUUUGAGGAGCUGGAGAGGCUGAGGACCAUGGGUCGGGCCUGGGAGGAGGUGGGCCCUCAGGUCUGGGCCUUCUUCCAGGACGGCAUUCAGAUGAACAUGAUCAGGGAUAUCAUAAGGAAUCCCACGGUGAGGGACUACAUUGACAGGAGUCUACAGGACACAGAGUUCUCCUCUAAACACAUCCUCAACUUCCUGUACAACGGGCCAAUAGAAGACAGGGACUACAACAUGGACAACUUUGAUUGGAGGAAUGUCUUCAACUUCACAGACCAAGUCAUCCGUAUGAUGAACCAGUAUGGAGAGUGUCUGAUCCUGGAUAAAUUCUCUGGGCUGAACGAUGAGGAGCAGAUGACCCACAGAGCUCUGAGUCUGAUGGGGGAGAGUAAGUUCUGGGCUGGCCUGGUCUUCAUGGACACCUACCCCUGGACCACCAAGGUUCCACCCCACGUCCGGUUCAAGAUCCGCAUGGACAUCGACGCAGUGGAGCGCACCAAUAAGAUCAAGGACAGAUACUGGGACCCUGGUCCUAGGGCCGACCCCGUGGAUGAUCUCCGUUACGUGUGGGGGGGUUUUGCCUAUCUACAGGACAUGAUAGAGCAUGGCAUCAUCAGUACCCAGACCGGCAAGGACUGGCCCCUCGGUGUCUACCUACAACAGAUGCCGUACCCAUGCUACGUGGACGACCUCUUCAUGCUGACAUUGAACCGGUGCUUCCCCAUCUUCAUGGUGCUGGCGUGGGUCUACUCAGUGUCUAUGACCGUGAAGAGCAUUGUCUUGGAGAAGGAGCUCAGGCUCAAAGAGACCCUGAAGACCAUGGGGGUCACCAAUGGGGUUCUGUGGGUCACAUGGUUCAUAGACAGCUUCCUCAUGAUGGCUGCCAGCACUUCCCUGCUCACUGGGAUCAUUAUGGGUGGUAAGGUGCUGAACUACAGCAACCCUGUGAUCCUGUUCUUGUUUCUGCUAACCUUCACCACGGCCACCAUCAUGCAGUGUUUCCUACUCAGUGUCUUCUUUAACAAGGCCAACCUGGCUGCAGCCUGCAGCGGUAUCAUCUACUUCACUCUCUACCUGCCCCACAUCCUCUGCUUUGCAUGGCAGGACCGCAUCACCAAGGAUGACAAGAUCAUGGCGAGCCUGAUGUCCCAGGUGGCGUUUGGCUUUGGGACAGAGUACUUGUCCCGGUAUGAGGAGCAGGGUCUGGGUCUGCAGUGGGACAACAUCCAGACCAGCCCUCUGGAGGGGGAUGAGUACUCCUUCCUCACCUCCAUCUCUAUGAUGGCCCUGGAUACUGUACUCUACGCCGUCCUUGCCUGGUACCUCGACAACGUCUUCCCAGGGCAGUAUGGAAUUGGUCGGCCAUUUUAUUUCCCCAUCCUGCCCUCCUAUUGGCUCAACUCCAGACCCCCAAAGCCAAAAGAGUUGGAGAAACCCAGGUUUGACAACCUGGUAAACCAGGCUGAAGAGAAGCAGAAGACCAAUCAUGAACCAGGUGACGAGCAGAAGACUAAGGCACCAGAUGAGGAGCUGCCAUCCUGCAAACACCAGGACAAACGAGAGAGGCUGGGGAAGGGGAAAACGGAGGAGGAGGAGGAGGAGGAGGAGGAGGAGGAGAACAAGAAGAACCAGGAGGAAAAACAAAAUGGAGAAAAAGAGGGUCAGUCCAGCCAUGCCUACUUUGAGGGGGAACCGGCAGGGCUGGUGGAGGGUGUGUGUGUUCAGAACCUGGUGAAGGUGUUUGGUAGGGGACAAAAACCUGCGGUAGACGGACUGAGCAUCACCUUCUAUGAGAGCCAGAUCACUGCUUUCCUGGGGCACAAUGGAGCUGGGAAGACCACCACCAUGUCUAUCCUGACGGGGAUGUUCCCUCCCACCUCGGGGACAGCCUCCAUCUAUGGGAAGGACAUCCGGACAGACAUGGACACCAUCAGGCACUCUCUGGGCAUGUGUCCCCAACACAACAUCCUCUUUCACCAUAUGACCGUAGAAGAACACAUCCUGUUCUACAGCCUGCUGAAGGGGAGGUCUCUGUCUGAGGCUCAGCUGGAGGUAGAGAACAUGCUGGAGGAUCUUGGCCUGCCCCACAAGAGAGACGAGGAGGCACAGAACCUCUCAGGCGGCAUGCAAAGGAAGUUGUCUGUUGCUAUGGCGUUUGUGGGCGGUGCCAAGGUGGUGAUUCUGGACGAGCCCACAUCGGGGGUGGACCCCUACUCCAGACGAUCUAUCUGGGACCUGCUACUCAAGUACCGAUCAGGACGUACAGUGAUUCUGUCCACUCACCACAUGGACGAGGCUGACCUGUUGAGUGACCGUGUGGCCAUCAUCUCUCAGGGACGUCUUCACUGCUGCGGCUCCCCGCUCUUCCUCAAGAACUGCUUCGGUGCCGGCUUCUACCUCACCCUGGUUCGACGAAUGAAAUACGAGGGACCCAAGACCAAGUGUGACUGUACUGAUGAGUGUUCGUGUAAAUGCUCCACCUGUACCACGUACAAAGAAGAGUUACCUCAAGCCAAAACCCCGGACAGACAGAUGGACGGUGACUUGUCAAGCAUCACAGGGCUGGUCCACCACCAUGUCCCAGAGGCCCGUUUGAUCGAGGCUAUCGGCCAAGAGUUGACCUACCUGCUGCCCAACCAGGGCUUCCAGCCCAGGGCCUACGCCUCCCUCUUUAGAGAGCUGGAGGAAACCCUCUCUGACAUCGGCCUCAGCAGCUUCGGGGUCUCCGACACAUCACUGGAGGAGAUAUUCCUGAAAGUGACAGCGGACGGUGAAGCCAAAUCUGUCAAAACUACACAAGACCAGAGAUUAUGGCAGCAGACACCUCGACCCAGUGUAGGACACAACAAAGUAGCACUCUAUGUCGACCAAUCUGAAGAGGCAGACGGGGAGACCCAGGCCAACAGGCAGGGGAAUUCUGGGGGCUCAGAGGGCAGCGAGGGGCGGGGCUCUAGACAGGUCAAAGGUGUCUGUCUGGUCCUGAAACAGUUAUUUGCCCUGCUCAUUAAACGGUUUCACCACGCCACAAGAUCACAUAAGGACUUCUUUGCUCAGAUAGUUUUGCCUGCCAGUUUUGUGUUUGUGUCACUGAUGUUCACUACGAUCGUACCUCCGUUUGGAGAGUACCCCAGCCUGACCCUUAGUCCCUGGAUGUAUGGACGACAGUUCACCUUCUUCAGUAACGAGCGUAUCCUGGACCCUGAGAUGAGGUACUUUGGAGAGGUGCUGCUGAACAAGCCUGGCUUUGGGACUCGCUGCAUGGUGGAUGAACCUCUGGAGGAUUUCCCAUGUAAUAACAUCACAACGGAGUGGGAGAUGCCGCCAGUGAACCCUGCUCUGAUAGACAUGUUGGAUGGACCAGAGUGGACCGCAGUUAACCCUUCCCCAGGCUGCCAGUGUAGUACCCCUAGGAAACUCACCAUGCUGCCUGUCUGCCCUGAGGGAGCAGGGGGGCUAACACCACCACAGAGGAUCCAGUCGACAGGUGAUGUUCUGGUGGACCUAACAGGCAGGAAUAUCUCUGAUUACCUGGUGAAGACUUACCCCUCCCUCAUCAAGGCCAGUUUGAAGAGCAAAUACUGGGUGAAUGAACAAAGGUAUGGAGGUAUAUCUGUCGGGGGACAGCUUCCUGUGUUAGAUGUGGACCCUAAGACCAUCCAGGACGCAGCGUCACAGCUGGGACGACUGCUCAAUGUUACUGGGGGUAAAUACUCCAAACAAACUCUUAAGGACAUAGGAACCUUCCUUCGAUACAUGGAGAGUGAAUACAAUGUCAAGGUGUGGUACAACAACAAGGGCUGGCAUGCCAUGGUGGCCUUCAUGAACGUGGCCAACAACGCCAUCCUCAGAGCCAACCUGCCCAAAGAUGCCAGGCUGGAUGUAUACGGCAUCACCACCAUCAACCACCCUCUCAACCUUACCAAGGAACAAUUGUCUGAAGUCACUGUCCUGAGCACCUCAGUGGAUGCGAUGGUGGCUAUCUGUGUGAUUUUUGCCAUGUCCUUCGUCCCAGCCUCCUUUGUGCUCUACCUCAUCCAGGAGAGGGUGACCCAGGCCAAACACCUCCAGUUCGUCAGCGGGGUCAGUCCCGUCAUCUACUGGAUGGCCAACUUCCUCUGGGACAUGGUGAAUUACUCUAUCAGUGCAGCACUGGUGGUGGCUAUUUUCAUGGUCUUUGACAAGAAGUGCUACACGUCGCCAACCAACCUCCAACCCCUGACAGCACUGCUCAUGCUCUAUGGGUGGUCUGUGACGCCCAUGAUGUACCCCAUGUCCUACGUCUUCAGUAUUCCCAGCACAGCCUACGUCUCUCUGUCCUGCAUCAACCUGUUCAUUGGCAUCAACAGCAGUGCCAUCACCUUCAUCCUUGACCUGUUUGACAGCACAGCGGCGCUGUAUAAGUGUAACCAGCUGCUGAAGAAAAUGCUGCUGAUCUUCCCCCACUAUUGUCUUGGCCGCGGUCUAAUCGACAUGGCUAUGAACCAGGCUGUUACUGACGUCUAUGCCCGCUUUGGUGAAGACUUCAGUCUGGACCCCUACAGUUGGGACUUUGUAGGGAAGAACCUGGUCUUCAUGGCUAUUGAGGGCUUUGUCUAUUUCAUCAUGAACAUCCUGAUCCAAUACCGCUUCUUCCUGGAUCACUGGAUCACAGAUUGUAAGACGGAUCCCAUCAUGGAGGAAGAUGUGGAUGUGGCCCAGGAGAGAGAACGCAUCUAUAAAGGAGGAAGCACGAAUGAGAUCUUAAAGAUUAGAGACCUCACCAAGACAUACAUGGGGAAGACUAAGCCAGCUGUGGACAGAAUCUGUGUGGGAGUGUCACCUGGGGAGUGCUUUGGGCUCCUGGGUGUGAACGGAGCAGGGAAGACCACCACCUUUAAAAUGCUGACCGGAGACACUGAUGUCAGCUCAGGAGAAGCCUCUGUCACUGGUCACAGCAUCCUUACCAAUAUCCUGGACGUGCACCAGAACAUGGGCUACUGCCCCCAGUUUGAUGCCAUAGAUGAGCUGCUGACUGGCAGAGAGCACCUCCAUCUGUAUGCCCGCCUCAGAGGGGUGCCUGAGUCCGAGAUCAGCAGGGUGGCAGACUGGGCAAUUCAGAAGCUGGGUCUGGCUGACUAUGCUGGCCACACAGCCGGGACCUACAGCGGCGGCAACAAGAGAAAACUAUCGACGGCCAUUGCCAUGAUCGGCUGUCCUCCGCUGGUCCUGCUGGACGAGCCCACGACAGGCAUGGACCCCCACUCACGUCGUUUCCUGUGGAACUCCAUAAUGAGUGUAAUCCAAGAUGGCCGAGCAGUGGUCCUCACCUCACACAGUAUGGAGGAGUGUGAGGCUCUGUGUACCCGUCUGGCUAUUAUGGUCAAUGGCACCUUCCAGUGUCUUGGUACCAUCCAGCACCUCAAAUACAAGUUUGGUGAUGGUUACGUGGUCACCAUGAAGAUCCAGGCCUCCACACCAGGUUGUCCCCCAGACCUGAACCCAGCCGAGGCCUUCAUGGAGAGCACCUUCCCUGGCUGUGUCCAGAGGGAGAAACACUACAACACUCUGCAGUAUGAAAUCGCCUCUUCCUCCCUGGCUAGGAUCUUCCAGCUGGUCCUGGCCAACAAGGACCGCCUCAAUAUAGAGGACUACACCGUCUCCCAGACGACACUAGAUCAGGUGUUUGUGAACUUUGCCAAGCAGCAGUCAGGAGAGGACGACGGCAUGGUGCUGCACCCGAGGGCCGCUGGGGCACGGAGAAAAGAAAUCAAGGUCACACCCCUAAGUUGUCUGGGGAAAUGAACCGUCCCUCCCCACACGCACACACACAGACACACACACACACGCGUUUGUGCGUAAACACUCGCACACACCCACACACAUGCACACAUAAACACACACAUACACACACACACCAGAAAGUCAGACAGGAGGAGUUGUCUGGGAAAUUGAACGCUCCUAGAAGACUACGUGGAGGAGAGUGAAGGGAGGUUGACUAUUUGGUGACACCACUGGUGACUGGUGAGAGACUAUUUGGUGACACCACUGGUGACUGGUGAGAGACUAUUUGGUGACACCACUGGUGACUGGUGAGAGACUAGUUGGUGACACCACUGGUGACUGGUGAGAGACUAGUUGGUGACACCACUGGUGACUGGUGAGAGACUAGUUGGUGACACUACUGGUGACUGGUGAGAGACUAGUU
This is a messenger RNA of Salvelinus namaycush (lake trout), 7441 nucleotides long. RefSeq names its product ATP-binding cassette, sub-family A (ABC1), member 4a (gene abca4a). The record is from RefSeq and is a predicted model, not a curated record. Gene Ontology annotation, biological process: transmembrane transport; lipid transport. Gene Ontology annotation, molecular function: ATP hydrolysis activity; lipid carrier activity; ABC-type transporter activity. Gene Ontology annotation, cellular component: membrane; intracellular membrane-bounded organelle. Bases 1 to 7038 code for a protein of 2345 amino acids. The transcript is spliced from 48 exons. Lineage: Eukaryota; Metazoa; Chordata; Actinopteri; Salmoniformes; Salmonidae.